UGCAGUGCAGAGCUGUAUUAGACAAGCAACAAGAAGCAGCCGAGACUCACUGGAUCCUGUCGAGAUCGUUAAUUCAGUCAGCUUGGAUUGGUUUCAUGGCGCGCGGGAAGGUGGCCGAGUGGAUACGGAAGCGUACCAUGCCGAGGAAGUCGGCGGCCAGGCGCCAGAGCAAGGAGAGCGGUGCGUCCGAGCCGAUACUGCCGAGCGAGGCGGCGCCGAAGAGCUGGAGCAGCUCCAGCGGGGCGCCUAGCGGGAGGGGGGGCGGUGCCAGUACUGGAGUGCACUCGAAGUCCCGGGCGAGCGCCUUCUUGUCGGCGCUUUUGCAGCGGCGGUCGCGCGUGAACGUGCUGGCCGUGCUGUGGGAGCAGGUGGUGUACCACAUGAUGUGGCUGGUGGAGUCCGUGGUGGUGGUUGGAAGGCUCUGCUUCUUCCUCAUGCGCUUCGGCUUCAAGCAGCUCUGAGUCCAUUUCUCCCAUUUCCGCCAUGGCGUUGAGGGUGGAGAAGCAGGUUGCGUUGACUGGUUUUACCUUUAUUUUUCUUUAUUUUGUGCAGACUCGUUUGCCCUUUUUCCGAGGCGUUCGAUCCCUAAAGUUGUAAAUGCCCUUCAGCCCCACUCCUGUGUAUAAAGAAAUUUCUUCUUUGGUUCCAGCUAAAUGUAUACUAUGUCUCAUGAUUAUAAGAUGUUCAGAUAUUUCUU
Triticum urartu is the source of this 697-nucleotide messenger RNA. NCBI's taxonomy places the organism in Eukaryota, Viridiplantae, Streptophyta, Magnoliopsida, Poales, Poaceae. The record is from RefSeq and is a predicted model, not a curated record.